AUGAUUGCCUCCCCUACCUUGCUCUCUUCGCCAUGUAAAUGUAUUGUAGGGUUUCUUCUUUUGCUUGGGCGCGUUGAUCGGCUGAAACCGUGUCGGGCGUCUUCGAUGGCGUCUCUGCCGCAGCCGCCGUCGUUGUCUUCCUUUUUAUUUCCUUUUUUUUUAUUUAUUUCUCAAUCAAAAAUAGUCCUAUCUUCCUUCCUUCCGCGGUUUGUCUGUCUUUUAAAACGCUUUUUCUCCAACCCAAAUUGUUGGCAAUUACUACCUGUUAUACUGUGCGGAAACUCCAAAACAAUUGUCCUCUCCCCCUCUCUCUCACGUAAAAGGUUCUUUUUCUUUCUUGCUUGCUUCCUUUCACUCAUUCUCUUUCUUUCUUUCUUUCUGUCAUUCACUCUUUCUUUCUUUCACUCUUUCUUUUUUCACUCUUUCUUUCACCUACUCACUUUUCUUUCACCCCCUCUCUUUCUUUCAUUUUCUCUAUCUCACUAUUUUUCUCUUUCUCUCUAUUUUUCUCUCUCUUUCAUUUUCUCUCUCUUUUUCUCUCUCUUUCAUUUUCUCUCUCUUUUUCUCUCUCUUUCAUUUUCUCUCUCUUUCAUUUUCUCUCUCUUUUUCUUUCUCUUUCAUUUUCUCUCUCUUUUUCUUUCUCUUUCAUUUUCUCUCUCUUUUUCUUUCUCUUUCAUUUUCUCUCUCUUUUUCUUUCUCUUUCCUUCCUCUUCGUUUGCCCCUAUUUUCCUUUUGGAAUUCUUACAAAUAAGUCUUCUGCUUCUCCCACGCACUCGCGCAUGCAUGCGUGCACGUACGCUUCGCGCGUCACUUCUCUUUCCCCCUGUCAUCUGCAAAUGCCUCUUCACCCGACCCAGCCCUGCACUGCCCCUCGUUCUAAUCGACCUGUCCAUUCUCUGGGCGUUGGCAGCAGCACUGGCCAUCCCCUUGAUUGUUUCUUUCAUUCGUCGCUUUGGUUUACGCGGCUCGAAAUGGCGCCUGUGUUCUCCGCUUUGUGAUGUCGUCCACAUCAAACGGGAUGAGCCGUUUCUUCUUACCUUGCCCCCCCCACACACACACACCUCGCGCUCGCUCAUCCUCUCCUCUCUCUUUCUCUCUCGCCUACUCAUCCUCUCUCUCUCUCUCUCUCUCUCUCUCUCUCUCUCUCGUCCUCAUCCUCUCCUCUCUCUCCCCACCACUCUCCUCUCCUCUCUCUCUCAUUCGUUCCCCCUCUCUCUCCCUCCUCAUUCCCUCUCUCUCUCUCCCACCACUCAUUCUUUCCUCUCCUCUCUCUCUCUUUCCCGUCCACCACUCAUUCGUUCCCCUCUCGUUCCUCUCGUCUCACCCCCCACCACUCAUUCUUUCCUCCCGUCUCUCUCUCAUUCUAUCCUCUCUCUCUCUCCCCACCACUCAUUCUUUCCUCUCCUCUCUCUCUCUCUCAUCCACCACUCAUUCUUUCCUCUCCCCCACUCUCUCUCUCCACUCAUUCUUUCCUCUCUCUCUCUCGUCCACCACUCAUUCUUUCCUCCUCUCUCUCUCUCUCUCUCUCUCUCUCCACCACUCAUUCUUUCCUCUCUCUCUCUCGCCCACCACUCAUUCUUUCCUCUCCUCUCUCUCGCCCACCACUCAUUCGUUCCCCCCUCUCUCUCUCUCUCUCUUGCCCACCACUCAUUCUUUCCUCUCCUCUCUCUCUCUCUCUGUCAUCCACCACUCAUUCUUUCCUCUCUCUCUCUCUCUCUCAUCCACCACUCAUUCUUUCCUCUCCUCACUCACUCUCGUCCACCACUCAUUCGUUCCUCACCUCUCUCUCUCUCUCGCCCACCACUCAUUCUUUCCUCUCGUCUCUCUCUCCACCACUCAUUCAUUCCCCCAUUCUCUCUCCAUCCAUCUCUUGCCCACCACUCUCUCUCUCUCUCUCGCCCACCACUCAUUCCCCCCCACUCUCUCUCCAUCUCUUGCCCACCACUCAUUCUUCUCUCUCUCUCUCGCCCACCACUCAUUCUUUCCUCUCGUCUCUCUCGCCCACCACUCAUUCGUUUCUCUCCCUCUCUCGCCCACCACUCAUUCUUUCCACUCCUCUCUCUCUCGUCCACCACUCAUUCUUUCCUCUCUCUCUCUCUCGCCCACCACUCAUCUCUCUCUCCCCCACUCAUUCUUUCCUCUCCCCACUCUCUCUCCCACCACUCAUUCUUUCCUCUCCUCUCUCUCUCUCUCCACCACCACUCAUUCUUUCCUCCUCUCUCCCUCUCUUGCCCACCACUCAUUCUUUCCUCUCCUCUCUCUCUCUCUCGCCCACCACUCAUUCUUUCCUCUCGUCUCUCUCUCUUUCCCUCCUCUCUCUCUCUCAUCCACCUCAUUCUUUCCUCUCCCCUCUCUCUCUCUCUCGUCCCACCACUCAUUCUUUCCUCUCCUCUCUCUCUCUCGUCCACCACUCAUUCUUUCCUCCUCUCUCUCUCUCUCUCUCCACCACUCAUUCUUUCCUUUCCUCUCCUCUCUCUCUCUCGUCCACCACUCAUUCUUUCCUCUCGUCUCUCUCUCCCACCACUCAUUCUUUCCUCUCGUCUCUCUCGCCCACCACUCAUUCUUUCCUCUCGUUUCUCUCGCCCACCACUCAUUCGUUUCCCCCCUCUCUCUCUUGCCCACCACUCAUUCUUUCCUCUCUCUCUCUCUCUCGUCCACCACUCAUUCUCUCCCUCUCUCGCCCACCACUCAUUCUUUCCUCUCCUCUCUCUCUCUCUCGCUCUCUCUCUCUCUCGCCCACCAUUCAUUCCUCUCCUCUCCUCUCUCUCCCCACCACCUUUCUCUCUCUCUCUCGCCCACCACUCAUCUCUCUCUCCCCCCUCAUUCUUUCCUCUCUCUCUCUCUCUCGUCCACCACUCAUUCUUUCUCCUCUCGUUCCUCUCGUCUCUCUCGUCUCUCUCUCCCCACCAUCAUUCGUUCCCCCCCUCUCUCUCUCUCUCUCUCGUCCACCACUCAUUCUUUCCUCUCGUCUCUCUCGCCCACCACUCAUUCGUUUCCCCCUCUCUCUCUCUCUCUCUCCCUCUCUCGUCCACCACUCAUUCUUUCUUCUCCUCUCUCUCUCUCUCAUCCACCACUCAUUCUUUCCUCUCCUCACUCUCUCUCUCUCGCCCACCACUCAUUCUUUCCUCUCCUCUCUCUCGCCCACCACUCAUUCGUUCCCCCCCUCUCUCUCUCCCUCUCUCACCCACCACUCAUUCUUAA
Acanthosepion pharaonis is the source of this 3201-nucleotide messenger RNA. NCBI's taxonomy places the organism in Eukaryota, Metazoa, Mollusca, Cephalopoda, Sepiida, Sepiidae. The record is from the annotation of a GenBank genome assembly.